Molecule: messenger RNA, 1610 nt
Organism: Lycium barbarum (goji berry)
Lineage: Eukaryota; Viridiplantae; Streptophyta; Magnoliopsida; Solanales; Solanaceae
Exons: 5
Coding region: 105-1067 (320 amino acids)
Molecular function (GO): ubiquitin-protein transferase activity
Source: RefSeq, a predicted model, not a curated record
CUUUGUAUCUCACCUCAGUCUUCACGACUCAUUUUCACUUUUAAUCUAUAAGGCUUAGUUUAUUCAGUGUUGAUAUUCAACAACUUCUUAAACUCUUACUUCAGAUGGAUGAUCCUUUUUCACCUUCAAUGCUUGUAUCUGCUAAUCCUUUUUCAAAUGAUAACAUGAAUGCUUCGGACUGCUCCAUUUGCUUGGAGGAUAUUACAAAUAACAAUGGACGCAGGUCAAUCGCCAAAUUACAAUGUGGUCACUUUUUCCACUUGGAUUGUAUAGGUUCGGAAUUUAAUGUAAGGGGUGUAAUGCGUUGCCCCAAUUGUAGAGAGGUAGAAGAUGGAAAUUGGCUAUUUUCAGAAGGCAAGGGACCUUAUGAACACUAUGACGUGGAAGAGAGUGAGGAGGAUGAUGAACUUGAACUGCCAGCGGAGGUGCGCUACAGUCCAGCCGUUGAAGUGGAAGCUCAAAUUGCUAGGGAUACAAGGGGUCCCGUUACAAACUUCCUUCCAAGGGUCUUCAUAUUGACGGGUUGUGCACAACACUGCCCAACUGCAGAUGGUUGUGCAAGUUCUCAUAGUACUACUUCCUUGCCAGCUAUAAAUGUCCAAUGUCAGCAGCCUGUUACGAACAUCAUUGUGAAUUCUCCUACAACUGUUGCUAUCAUCAGGAAUGCAAUCAACUCCACCAAUGUGCCUGAUGGAAAUGGGCCUACAGGAGCUGCAAAUGGAGGACCGAUGCAAAUCCUUAUCCAUCAGCAGUUUCAACCAAUGCAAAUUCCUGCUCCUUCGUCUGAUGUUAAUGGAACUGUCGAGCGUGAAGAAGCGACGCCUCCGCCAUCAGAAAAUGGACCAGCACCUCAACCAAAUGAGCAGGCUGUUACUAAUAAUCCAGAACCUAAUUAUCUUGAGCUUACUCUGGCAACUGAAUCAACUAUUGAGGAGAUCAAUCACCUUUUGCCCGAAAGCAUGAACCUGGAAAAUUCUACAGAGGAGACUAAGCAAGCUUCUGAUGAACAAGAUGAUGAAAUGGAGGAAAAUAUCGACUGUUCAAGUUGCUCUUCCCUUGAAUUCUGAAUGAAUAGUACCAUGAUCGUAUAUAUGGUACUUAUGACUUAUUAUGAACUAUUUAUUUUAGUGUUUGUGUUUUGGGAUUGUUUUCUGUCUUGUUUUUAAAGAGUGUGCGAUAUGUCAUAGUACUUGGAAACUUUUGAUUAUCCCAGUGAUGGGUUGACAUUUUCAUAAUUAAUUAUCAGUUUCAAAUUGCUUUGUUUAUCUACUUUUUUUUUUAUUAUUUUUUAUUUUUAAAUUUAUGUCUUUGAGGUGGCGUGGACCUUUUAUUUCUUCGGGAUGGAAUGUACAGGAAACAGAGGGUAAAAGUGGCCUCUGGAGAAGAGCAUUUACAAGAUUCAUAUGCUUGCUUGAGGUACUCUAUAGUGAGAAAUAAACUCUCUAAGCAAAAAUUAGGUUCACAAAAAUUUACAGUUGUACAAAGAUGUUCUUCCUUUGUUUAUGCCUAAUUGAUGCCAUAUUUGCCUUGUCAAGAAUGUAUGGCCCUAUCGCAUCUUUACGAAGGUCUUUGGACUGAAAAAAAUGCCCAUCUUGUUCGUCGAUGCUCCA